Venturia canescens is the source of this 5201-nucleotide messenger RNA. RefSeq lists its product as uncharacterized. The transcript has 16 exons. Gene Ontology annotation, molecular function: lipid carrier activity. NCBI's taxonomy places the organism in Eukaryota, Metazoa, Arthropoda, Insecta, Hymenoptera, Ichneumonidae. The record is from RefSeq and is a predicted model, not a curated record. Gene Ontology annotation, biological process: lipid transport. The coding region runs from base 27 to 4670 and encodes 1547 amino acids.
CGAUUGGACACAAAAGAGCAGAAACAAUGAUUUGUGUGCGUUAUAAAAGGGAGAUGGUCACCAGUCGACUGCAUCAGUCUUCCGCAAUGGGUCUCGCGAUUAAAGUGCUCACGGCACUGGUCGCAUUUUAUGCGAGCGCCAGCGCCAUUCCAGCUCAAUUCCCACAUGGAAAGAUCGUUGUUUUCAAGUAUUAUGGAGACGUGAAGGCCGGGAUUAUCGAGCCAGGAGCUUAUGCAUCGCAGUUUGCGUUGCAAGGUUCUGUUCAUGUCAAACACGAUACAAGUGACCCGCAAUUGAAAAAUGCAUUCUACGUUAGCCUCACGGAUGUUAGGUCGGGUAUGUUCAAUGGUAAAGCAGCUCAUUACCAGCCGACUCAAGUUCUCAAGCCGAUAAAAGAAACUGCAAAAGCGAUCGAGACACCAUUUUUGAUCGUUUUCGACGAAGCUGGCAAACUGGAAGGAGUUAAAUUAUCUGAGAACGAGCCAGCGUGGUCGAAAAAUAUGAAAAUGGCAAUGGCCUCCAUGUUGCAAUUGGACUUGCCGAAUUUGCAAUUGGAAAAACCUCUGAAACCUCGCAGUUUUAUCGCGAAAGAGAACACGAUUCAUGGUGAUUGUUGGGUAACUUACGACGUUCACGCCAAAAAUCAACUCCAACCUAACGAUUCGGAGUUCGUGAUUACGAAAUUUGCUUCACCAAAAAAUUGUACCGCAUAUGCUGUCAGCUCGUUCAAUCACGUCGAUACAGAGAGAUGUCAGAUCAACAAAGAAGAACCCGUAAACAUUGCCAGCAGGAAAGUCUUCGAAAUUGAGAAGCAGGGAGAAGAUAUUGUUAUAAAAAAGCUCGUCGCUCAUGGUGGAUCUAAUUACUUCCCAUGGAACGCCAGAUCCGAAGCUCAUUACAUUCUUAAUAACGCAACUUUUGCUUUCGACCGCAUGGUCCCGGUUUCGGCAAUAAAUUUACCCAUAGUCGAUUUCCGGAAUAUUUCAAUAACGAGAGAUCUGACUUAUCGGAAACCCGAAACAAAUUACGCUGAGGGUGCUGCGGUAGAUGUCACCCAGGGACGACGUGUUAUCGAUCAAUCAACUUUGGUAAUAAAAUUGAUGAAAAUGCUCGGUGAGGCUGCCGAUUAUCUGCAAGAAAAUCACAUCGAAAUGAAAGAGCCUGACUGGAAACAUGGACAAACCCUCAACCGGAUGCUGCUCACGAUGAGCUACAUGAAUCUCAAAUCUCUCGAGCAAAUAUUUUAUUCUCUUGAAAAUCACAACACGCAGCAUGAUAUCUCAAUGAAGAAUAUUUUUUUGACGAUGAUUCCACAAGUGGGAACGCAAGCCUCCAGCAUUUUCGCUUUGAACGCAGUACGUGGACGAAAAAUUUCAAACGGGGAAGCAAUCGCAAUGUUGUCGAAGCUACCCUUGAAUAUUAGGAUGCCAAGCGAAAAACUUUUGGAAGAUAUGGAUGGUCUCAUGAAUUUAGACGAUUCAACCCAUAUCGAAGUACGAAAAGUUGCUAUUCUCUGCUACUCCAGUAUGGUCUACAGAACUAUGAAAAAUCUUCCCAAUCCCCAUGAGAACGACCUCUUGAGUAAAUUGUUGCAAAUUGUCUUCGACAAAGUGAAAAGUGAUACAAGCGACGAGAUGCGUGUAGUUUAUUUAAUGGCAAUGAAGAAUAUGGAAUACGGUAAAAUCCACGAGAUUUUGGCGCCAAUCGUUCGAGGAGAGUUAUCAUUAUCAGAGGAUCCAAUGAAAUUUCGUCUCCUGGCAAUUUGGGCGAUCGAGAAGUCGGUCGAAGCCGAUUAUCCUUCCGCGCACAAUCUUCUUUGGCCGAUUAUGGCGGACUUGACACUUCCGGUGAAGUUGAGGAUAGCUGCUUACGAAAUUUUGAUGCAUCAAGCACCAACGAUGACGGAUGUUUUGCACAUGUAUUGGUUCAUGGUUUACGAGAAAAACGAGCAUUUGUACAAUUUCCAUCAUACAACUAUCAAAGGAAUUGCCAAUUCGGUCGAUCCUUGCAAAACCCAACUUCGUGAAUUAGUGAGAAAAAUAAUGCGCUUUACGAGGAUACACGAUUGGUCACGCCAGUACCAAUUAUCAUACGCUCGAUCUUUCGAUUAUAAAGACGAAAAGUACGAUCAUGCACAAAAACUUCAUACCGAUGUUAUCCUUAACGAAGUGACGGGAACCCCUGAAGUUAUCAAGAUCCAACACAUCAUCACUGAAGCCAGAAGACCUGUUAGCCACUUUGACGUUCGCGUUCACGUGCAAGGUUGCGACGAGCUCUUGUCAAUGAUGAAAUAUGGUUCAUUUUACUAUGGAAAUGGUAUAAUGGAUUCGAACGUGUUGGAUAUUUUACGAAAAGUGUCAGAAGGGGUACGUCCGAGCAAGAGUCCAAUAAGCAUCGACUUAAUUGUGACAUACCGAGGUCGAGUGAUGGUUGCUAAUCACUAUAACGAGCGAUCGAUGAAGAAGCUUUGGGAAGAGGUGAUUCAAUUGAUGCAGAGAUUGAAUCCGGCCACAGAAAGUGUAACAGCAGUAAAUAGGCAGCAAGUGAAUUACGAGCGACUCUAUGAGAAGCAAGUUACGUGUGAAAUGGGACUGCCGGUUGUAUUUGAAAACAGAGUACCGGUGCUGACUUCGUUGAAAAUAAAUUUGGAGAGCAAACUCGUUGACCAAUCAGUUCGAAUGGCAUUUUCGGUCGAUGCCAAAAUUUGGCGUCACGGGGAUUAUUCCAUGUCGGUUUACAAUCCCUUUGCCAAUGUUUGGCACUCGGUACGACGAACCACCGAGUUCGAUUUGAGCUUACCGAUUCAUGGUACGAUCAUCUACAGUCAUGAGAAGAAUACUAUCAAAUUAACACUCCCGAGACAACCAGCAACCUCCUCUUCUAUCGCUGGAAUUUUAAAUCACGCCAAAGACUGUGUCACCGUUAAUGAAGAUGAUGAGAACACCCUAAACGAAUUCUGCCCCACUUGCCAUCCCACGGAAAAUGUCUCACCGAAUUCCCCUGUCAAAAAAAAAUUUCAAAGCAAUUUCGACUCUAUCGACACCGGACUUCAUUACUCUAUGGCUAUUUUCAAUUGUGAAAAUGGCCUUUCUCCUGUCACACUCAAAGAAGACUGGUAUAGAGCUUUCACCUCGCAACGCAAAAAUUCUUGGAACGAUUGGUUGGCUCAUUCCUUAAUGGCGUCUCACCAAGCAAUGAAAAACAUGAUUAUUUCACCGAGAAUGGGAACUUGUGGAAGUCUGAUUAAAAUCGAACCUAGUGUUGUUCAUUCAACGUCUUACGUGAACAUCUCAUUAAGAGCCAGUUACGAGGACGUGGAUCACAAACUUUCCACUUAUCAUGAGUUACCCAGUGAAAAGUAUAGUCUUAGUGGUAAAAUUGACGUAGUUGCUGCCGCGACCAACAAAGUUGCACGUUCGUGGGAUUUGAACAUGAACGGUGACUUCAAUCAGGGCCAUUCCAAUAAUAGAAUUAAACUUUCACUCACAAGAAGAACAGCCGAUGAACCCAAUUACAAGAUUUGUAUAGAAGGUGUAAAAUCAUACACGGAAAUGCCAGCGGAUCCCCUUCAAUUGGGCUCUACAGAAGAGAAUACAGUCAGUAAACUGUCGAUCAUAGCAGGACCUACAGACACGGAAGAGUGUACACGUGACGAUAUUUUAAUUAGGAUGUUCAUCAGGGGUUCACUGUCACAGGAGCAAAGAGACAAAUACAUCCAUGAGUCCUCUAAGAGCGCUUGUAGCAACGAUAUCAAGAAUCCGUUGUACAGAAGUCCCAAAAAUUUGAUACCCAAAACACUCAAUUGUAUCAAUGAAGCGAUACUUUACACGACGCUGAGAAACUACGACUUCGUAGUUACGCAACAAAAGGUGCCUCCGUUGCUGACGUCAACUCUGCAAUAUUUGGAAGAUCUAGUUCGCACAUAUCUUGUUCCAAAUCUUGAAUACGCUGAGCAAAAAUCCUCGUCCAGGGAAUUGACAGGAAAAAUUACUUAUCCACUCGAAAAAGAGGAAGUUAACAUUGAAUUGGCUACUCCGGACCACCGUAGUUACGAUUUCGUCGAUGUGAAAUUGGAGAACGAACGUUUCAAUGGUUUCGGUCCUAUUUUCCAGUCCCUUUGGAAUCAUCGCCUAGACAAUACACGUUUCAGCAUCGCCAGUCUUCUCGCAUACACCGAGAAAAAAUUGAAAUUCUGUUCAGUUUAUCCCAAAACGGUUAUGACUGGAGACGAAAAAAAUAUUCCGUUCGAAAUAACCGACGAAUGGACUCUCGUUUCCGGCAACCAAGUGCACCAAAAUUUUGCUAUCUUCGCUAAAAAAAUUGGCACAAAUAUGGGCCUUCAAAUAUUCAUGAGAAAUCACACCGUAGAAAUGACUCCCGACACUACCGACCAAGUGCAAGUGUUUAUCGAUAGUCAAGUUGUGGAAAAUUUGGAGAACGGCGUUGCUGUUCCUUCUGAGGACGGAAAUGACUGGAUUCUUAAAGUAACUAAAGACGGUGAGCACAUCGUGACCAACCUGAAUGAAAUACCAAUAGUCGCGAUUUAUGGUAUUAAUCAUGUGGCUUUGGCGAUUGACGUGGAGUUGCAAGGGCAAGUGAGCGGAUUGUGCGGGCAACUGAACGGAACCCCAGCGAAAAAAAUAACGAAGUCAUCGAAAACAGAUCUGUGAUUUGGAUGAAACGUAUUAAGGAUUUUUUUUCUGAACGUAUUUAGUUCUCAAACUCGUAGUAUUUUAGAAAUUCUGUACAAAAAUGUCAACCAAGUCACAGAUGUCGAAAAAAUAGCUGAAAAAUGUCCGGUUUUUGAAAUUUCUUUUGAUCAUUCUACAGAGACCUGCAAAGUUUGUGAAUCUUCCCUUCUGAAAUCCGAAAAGAAAAUCAUCCAUGGAGAGAUAAAUUGAUCAAUCAAAAUCUUAUCCGUUGGUUUUCAACAUUUUUAUCUGAUUAUUAGAAUAGCUGAUUAAUCAUUCUAUUAAUUUGAAAAAAAAAAAUCAUUUUUUGUCCGUUUGGUUAUUUGCAAUUUUGGUGACUACGUCGAUUUGAAAAAUAGUAUACGAAUAGUAGAAUUAGUAAAGAAAACCAGUGAUAGAUGAAUUAUUUUUAUUACAAGAGAUUGUAUGAUAAUAAGCGAUGAAAAAGUUUCCCGAAACAUGUAAACCUCUCAAAUCCUCAGGAAAAGUACAAAAUCUUUUAAGAAAGAA